Molecule: messenger RNA, 1518 nt
Organism: Pollicipes pollicipes
Lineage: Eukaryota; Metazoa; Arthropoda; Thecostraca; Pollicipedomorpha; Pollicipedidae
Product: protein cereblon-like
Exons: 8
Coding region: 261-1466 (401 amino acids)
Source: RefSeq, a predicted model, not a curated record
CCAGGUAUCUGAGUUUUUCUAGGGUAUGGCCUCUUUGACAUCCUUAAGCAUUGUGCAUGCUUACAGUCCAUGCAUUUGUUUACAAAUCAGGACUUGAGGAAACUAUAUGGCAGAAGUGCAGGAAAAGAGUGAAGCUUGCUGCUGAGCCAUUUCUGUCUACCUUUUUUACAAUUCUGCUUAUUGUUGCUCAAUCUGGCAUGUGAUGGUGCUGUUUCACCUUUACUUUGAUGCUGAAUUGAUGCCUGUUUAAGCAGAGUAAAAUGGCAGAAGAUUCCAAUUCAGAAAGCUCUGAACAUGAACAACCUGCUCUUGCAUAUGCAUGGGCUGAAGAAGACAAUUUUGAUGAGGCAAUGGACAUACCAAUGAACACUGAAAGCGAAGAGUCCAACUUUGAUCCUGUUUUGGCCACCCAGCAUUCAUACUUGGGACACGGUGAGGAAAUAUAUGGCCGCACCGUGCUGGAGGAGGGUAGCUGUGUGGAGCUGCCACUGCUGUACAAUCCUUCAGUGAUGCUGAUGCCUGGUCAGACACUGCCACUUUCCAUCUUCCACCCAGCCUCUGUGGCUAUGGUGCGCCGUGUCAUCGCCUCCAAUAAGACAUUCGGCUUCAUCAACAACAACAGCUGUGUGCGGCCCGCCGGCUCCUCCGAGGCUACGAUCGGUGUCACGGCCGAGAUCUACGAGGUGAAGGAGGACUCGGAGGACGCGUACACGGGCUUCGCCGUCAAGGCCAAAGGACGCCAGCGAUUCGAGGUCGUGAGCACGCGGUCCCAGGUGGACGGUGUCAAGGUGGGCCUGGUGCGCAUCCUGCGGGACGAGCUGCCGGCCGGCCCGUUCGCCUGCUGCCGUGCUGCCUCCGUCUGGCGUCAGUACGAGCUGGCGCCGGCGGCGGCGCGCGUGUGUGCGUGCAACGCGGUGCCUGUGUGCGCGCCGGGCGUGGUGCCGGCCGACCCGGCCGAGCUCUCCUACUGGGUGGCCAUGAGUCUGCCGCUCGAUGACGACGUCAGGGCCCGGCUGCUGCGGCUGGACUCGGUGGUGAGGCGGCUCCGGUACGAGAUCAGCAUCAUGCGCACGUUCAAAGUGAUGGCAUGCGCCGACUGUGAGCAGCCGCUGGCCAGCUCGGACGAUGUGUUCGCCAUGUCGGCCGAGGGUCCUCAGAGCAUCUUCGUCAACCCGCACGGGGACCUCCACGAGACUCUAACAUUGCACAGGGCCAGCGGCCUACGAUGCAUCACCCGGCCCUCCACAGAGUACAGCUGGUUCCCCGGCUAUGCCUGGGAGAUUGCCCACUGCACCCAGUGCAGCAGUCACAUGGGCUGGAGGUUCACGGCGUGUCGCGAGUCGCUGCGGCCGACCUCCUUCUGGGGGCUGUGCCGCCGCUCGUUGGCCGUCCGCUCCGGCCCGGUGGCCGGAGCGCCGCCGCCCGACGAGUCCGACGAGCCCGGUCAGAUCAAGCUGAUCUUCUGAGGCGGCCGAAGGGUGGCCUGCCGAGGCGGCCGGUCAUUUGACGGUGGUGUGC